Messenger RNA from Sorex araneus (European shrew), 1008 nucleotides. RefSeq names its product mas-related G-protein coupled receptor member X2-like. Gene Ontology annotation, biological process: G protein-coupled receptor signaling pathway. The transcript has a single exon. Gene Ontology annotation, molecular function: G protein-coupled receptor activity. The record is from RefSeq and is a predicted model, not a curated record. Gene Ontology annotation, cellular component: membrane. Bases 1 to 1008 code for a protein of 335 amino acids. NCBI's taxonomy places the organism in Eukaryota, Metazoa, Chordata, Mammalia, Eulipotyphla, Soricidae.
AUGGAUGUAACUAUCACGGCCUGGGUGACUGAAAGCAAACUGGGAAAUAAAAGUGACUGGGCAACCUUGUAUUCAACAAAUGAUUUGAAUUUUUUCAUCGUCAAUUUUCUGGAAUUUAUCAUUUCCCUCGUGGGGCUGGCAGGAAAUGCUGUGGUGCUCUGGCACCUGAGCUUUUGCAUGCAGAGGAAUGCUUUCUCCGUCUACAUCUUCAACUUGGCGGGAGCCGAUUUUGUCUUUCUUUUCAUCUGUACUAUCUUGUCCAUGAAGAUAUUUUUCAAAAAAUUUCUUUUUCACUUCAUCCCCAGUCCCCAGGUUUUCUUCAUAAUGUUUGUCUUUGCCUAUGUUGCAAGCCUGAGCAUUCUUAGUGCCAUCAGCACUGAGCGCUGCCUGUCUGCCCUAAAGCCCAUCUGGUAUCGUUGCCACCGCCCAAAACACAUGUCAUCUGUCGUGUGUGCCCUGCUCUGGGCCCUGUCCCUGCUGCUAACUAUCCUGAGGAUGGAGUUCUGUGGCUACCUAUUUGGAGAACUUAAAGAAUAUUUGUGUAAGCGACUUGAUUUCACUAUUGCCACAUGGCUGAUUUUCUCCUUUGUGCUUCUGUUCGGGUCCAGCCUGGUGCUGCUGACCAGAUUGCUGUGUGGUACCCAGAUGGUGAAGCUGACCAGGCUGUAUGUAACCAUCGGGCUCACAGUACUGGUCUUUCUCCUCUUUGGCCUGCCUUGGGGUAUCAACUGGUUCCUCUUAUACUGGACACAGUUUAUAUAUGAUAAUGACUCCUAUAAAUAUAAAUGCUUUAAUCUAGCGACAGAGCUACUAUCUUGUGUCAACAGCUGUGUCAAUCCCAUCAUUUACUUCUUUGUUGGCUCUUAUAGGCAGCAGAGAAGACAGCAAAGAAGGAACCUCAAAUUAAUUUUGCAGAGGGCUCUGCAGGACAUUCCUGAGGAGGAUGGAAGUCAAGGCAGUCCUCCUCAGGAGACUUUGGAGAUGUCAGGGAACAGUCAUGUGUCCUAA